Aspergillus costaricaensis CBS 115574 is the source of this 1223-nucleotide messenger RNA. It is a transcript of the gene artA, whose product is annotated as 14-3-3 adaptor artA. The record is from RefSeq and is a predicted model, not a curated record. NCBI's taxonomy places the organism in Eukaryota, Fungi, Ascomycota, Eurotiomycetes, Eurotiales, Aspergillaceae. The coding region runs from base 180 to 962 and encodes 260 amino acids. Gene Ontology annotation, cellular component: cytoplasm. The transcript has 5 exons. Gene Ontology annotation, biological process: signal transduction.
UUGACUUCACAGCCUCACUUUUGCCCUGUGACUGCCUCCUGCCCCUCGCUUCUCUGCACUAUCGAUUCUGCUCUACUGUGGCGCUUUCUUCCCAGUCGCCCGCACUCUAUAUCCGGAAAUCUAUUUAUUCGCAUUCUCGCCCACUAACAUCUCUUCUCUCAUUCAGAUAAUCUUUCACAAUGGGUCACGAAGAUGCUGUCUACCUCGCCAAGCUCGCCGAGCAGGCUGAGCGCUACGAAGAGAUGGUCGAGAACAUGAAGGUCGUUGCCUCCGCCGAUGUAGAGCUCACCGUCGAGGAGCGGAAUCUCCUGUCUGUCGCCUACAAGAACGUCAUCGGUGCCCGUCGUGCGUCCUGGAGAAUCGUCACCUCCAUCGAACAAAAAGAAGAGUCCAAGGGCAACGAGUCCCAGGUCUCCCUCAUCAAGGAGUACCGUCAGAAGAUCGAGGCUGAGCUGGCCAAGAUCUGCGAUGAUAUCCUCGAGGUUCUCGACAAGCACCUGAUCCCCUCUGCCCAGAGCGGCGAGUCCAAGGUCUUCUACCACAAGAUGAAGGGUGACUACCACCGUUACCUUGCCGAGUUCGCCGUUGGCGACCGCCGCAAGGGCGCCGCCGAUGCUUCCCUCGAGGCCUACAAGGCCGCUACUGAGGUUGCCCAGACCGACCUUGCUCCCACCCACCCCAUCCGUCUCGGUCUCGCCCUGAACUUCUCCGUCUUCUACUACGAGAUCCUCAACUCCCCCGACCAGGCUUGCCACCUGGCCAAGCUCGCUUUCGAUGAUGCCAUUGCUGAGCUCGACACCCUGAGCGAGGAGAGCUACAAGGACUCCACCCUGAUCAUGCAGCUCCUCAGAGACAACCUGACUCUGUGGACCUCGUCCGAGGCCGAGCCCGCCGCCGAGGCGAGCGCCCCCGCCGAGAAGAAGGAUGAGGCCCCCGCUGAGGGCGAGAAGCCCGCCGAGUAAAUUCAUUAGAGAUGACAAAGGACUCGCGUCCGGACUUGGAUAGGGUCGGCCGGCCGACAAUCUGGAUCUUAGACUCAGAAGGCCCGGGGUAAGAAGAGGAUGAUGAAGCCAUUGCGCGCUUUGGGGUUCGUUCUAUCCGGCGAGCCCGGAAGGGAUGGGGCUUUGUCGGCCAUUCACUGGCUGACAGGUCAUGAACUUUGGAGUCAUGCAUUGGAUCUCUCGUCGCCUUCUUCGUCCCUGCUGGCCUUUUGGUGGCGUCGU